Molecule: messenger RNA, 2731 nt
Organism: Nasonia vitripennis (jewel wasp)
Lineage: Eukaryota; Metazoa; Arthropoda; Insecta; Hymenoptera; Pteromalidae
Product: phospholipase A1-like
Exons: 6
Coding region: 1516-2649 (377 amino acids)
Biological process (GO): lipid metabolic process
Molecular function (GO): lipase activity
Source: RefSeq, a predicted model, not a curated record
CAGUUAGACUAGAAUCUUUGUGUAGACACUACUUACUUUUUCUCGUCUUUCAAACAUAAUAAUCCACCAUGAAAUCCCUAGUAUUAACUACUUUGUUACUUUAUUACUGCAAUAUAAAUGAGCUUUGUGCAGGAAAUGCAGUGUUGUCGUUGAAUAGUGAUAACAUAGACUUAGAGUACAACUUUAAAAUAACGUUCAACGACACGGAUUUGGACGUCGAGAAGGAUAUGCAUUUCUUCCUGUACACGCGAGCUCAUCCUGAAAAUCCGCAACAGCUGUGGGUCGACAAUGUACAAGCGUUGAAGGAGAGCUCCUUUAAUUCCAGUAAGGCGACGAAGUUCAUGACUCACGGCUAUCAAAACACUUACCAAGGAAAUAAUUGCAUAACAGUUCGCAGAGCGUUUCUAGCGCGUGAUGACUAUAACGUCAUUGUCGUCGAUUGGGGCAACGUGGCGAAGCUACCCUACCUGAUCUCGGCGGGCCGAAUAAAGGCCUGUGGUGCCUACAUAGCGCGAAUGAUUGGCUUUUUGGCGAAGCAAGGCGGCGCCGAUCCGAACAAUAUGUCCCUGGUUGGCCAUUCGUUGGGUGCCCAGCUGAUGGGAUUAGCCGGAUAUCAGGCACACGAUAAAGUUGGUCACCUCGUCGGUCUAGAUCCGGCGCGACCAGGCUUCAUUAAUGCAGCGCCGGGUCGUGGUAUCUCAUCAUUGGACGCUCAGGUGGUAGAGAUUAUACACACAAAUUCAAAUUACUACGGGCUUGCUGAACCUCGGGGUCAUCUUGACUAUUACCCCAACGGUGGAGGCAUCGAUCAGCCUGGCUGCGUCGAUGAGCCUAAUCAUAAGUAUUACUGCGCCCACGACCGGGCCUAUUACUUCUACGCCGAGGCAAUUACGAGGCCUGAGGGACUCGUAGCUGUGAAGUGCAAGGACUACGAGGAGUUUCUGAAAGGAGGUUGCGAUAAGAAAGAUGUGCUGCCUUUUGCUGGUGCGUCGCACGAGGGAAAGCUAGGGAAGAAGGGCUCGUACUUUCUCAGGACCGCUGACACGGCACUAUUUGGUUUAGGUCAAGAGGGCCUAAAGCCCGUAGAAAUAGAUUAAAGGGUAUUAUUUUUAAAAGCAUAAUGAGAUCAAACGAUUGCAAACAAAAAUGUAUCAGAGAUUUUAUUUUGACAUUAUUUAUUUAUAAUAAAAAUAUUCGUGUUGAUAAGAUUGAAUCGUUCAGUGCAACAAAACUUCAGUUGUAGCCAGAAGCUAACCCUUAAUGAGCUAGAAGGAUAGAUUUUAACCGAACUAUCCAAAGUUCUUGGAGUUUCCGCAUUACUGAUGCUUCCAAAUACUUUCGUUCUAUCUAAUUAUGAACGGUGGAGUCAAUAAGUUCGAACUAACAAUAACUUGUAAGUGAUCGAUUCUAUCUAUGCAUAUUACUUUUAACAAAAAAUAUAAUUGUACGACGAUAGCGGAGCAUCGCCAGUUGAGGUGCGAAUGAUCGCCCAGUCGGUAUAACGUCGCGUUCAACAUGAACCCGACAACUUCGAUCGUCCCGCUGUUCGUAUUCUGCGGAACCGUUCUAGGGGAUCUACCAUCGGUAAUGGAAUCACCCUCGAUGGACGACACUCCAUCUGUGAACCUGACUUCAGACGGUGUAGUGAUACAAGACGUACUAUUUUUUUUGUACACAAAAAAGAAUCCGAAAGUACCACAACAAUUGUACUACAAAAAUCUCACGAUAUUGAAUCGGAGUUUCUUAAACUUUAGUCAGCCAUUGAAAGUUGUGGUGCAUGGCUGGAGAAACAAUCACACGAGUGAUAUCGGCACACUGCUUCGCAAAGCGUUUUUGGAUCACGGCAGCUUCAACGUACUUUCGGUGGACUGGGGCAAAAUAGCCUACGAAAAUUAUCUCUACGCUGCGAAUAGAGUAAGCGCAGUGGGUGCUCUCGUAGGCGAGAUGAUUGAUUUCUUGGUGGACAUGGGCUCUGAUCCAAGAAACAUCUCUGUGGUGGGUCACUCGUUAGGAGCACACGUUGCUGGACUAGCGGCGCUUCAGGCAGACGCUAACAUCAGCCAUGUAGUUGGUCUGGACCCAGCGGGUCCUGGCUUUCGUUUAGUGGGAACGGAUGGUCGUAUCAGUACCAAGGACGCCAAUUAUGUCGAAAUCAUCCACACAUGCGCUGGUAAUUUGGGCGUUCGUCGUCCCUUAGGCCACGCGGACUUUUAUCCCAAUGGCGGAGGUCCCAGGCAGCCGGGAUGUGGCGCUGAUCUCAUCGGCUCGUGCGCCCACAGUCGAUCUUACAAAUACUACGCGGAGUCGCUAAAGGAUCCUGAUGCCUGGUAUGCAAUCAUGUGCAACUCGUCGAAAAGUUUCGAUGCGGGCGAGUGCGAGGGCAACAAUAUCCAACCCUUUCCCAGGUGGAAGGCGGACUACCACAAGCCACCUGGCAUUUAUCAGCUCAGAACCGCGUCGUCUUCGCCAUAUGGUCUCGGAAUAAAUGGCACCGUACCAACCAUGAACGAGACUUUGAUCAGCGAAAUACAAUCGAUACCUGGAAACGUUGCGGAAGCGAUCGCAGAAACCGCUAAUUCUGCUGUUACGACAGCAGUGAAUGUCGCUAAUAAGACUGCAAAUGCAGCAAUAUCGAUUGUAAAAGGUUAGGAUAGGUAUUUUUAGUAAAAGUGAUGACCUUUAAGUAUGUAUCACAUACCAGUAAGCAUGAAACACGGCGUUUUUUCCAUUA